Maniola jurtina (meadow brown) is the source of this 1692-nucleotide messenger RNA. RefSeq lists its product as uncharacterized. The coding region runs from base 129 to 542 and encodes 137 amino acids. The record is from RefSeq and is a predicted model, not a curated record. Lineage: Eukaryota; Metazoa; Arthropoda; Insecta; Lepidoptera; Nymphalidae. The transcript has 3 exons.
AACGCGCCACUGUUGAAUUGAGCCAAUGAGAUGCGAAUAUAGCGCCAUACUGUCAUGGCGGCCGUGAUCGAGUUUCUGUGAACACGCUUAGAUUUCCAGAACCAGUUUUUAUUAAUUUUCGAGUGCUUAUGGAGGUUAACAUCACACCAGUGGCUCCAAAUAGAGCCAGAAAAAGGAUAAGGGACCCUGCGCAUUGGAAACGCAACAUAAAAAAACGUGAAAGGUAUAUGCCGAAGAAUCUACCAAAUUUAUCCAUCUCUUGUACACAUAAGAGCAAGUUAAUGAACUGCUCCAAACUAACAUCCCAAGAUCUCAGAAAGUUUCGCGAGGCCUUUUACUCUAAACCAGAGAAAAACUUUCAAGACAACUUUAUACUUAAAUAUAUGAAGGUAAAGGUACCAUCCCGGAAGAAGCGUGGUGAGCGCAAGAGAGGUGAAUUGAUAUGUCACACUAGACUUUACAUUCGACAGUUCCAAAAACCCUAUACAAUAAUGCAAAGAGAAUCAAACAUGAACAGGACUCUACAAAAAAGGCCCAUUUAAUAGGUGAACUAAGGCUGCAUAAAUUGAAGGCGAAAUGCUUUCACAGGUUUUUGAAGGAGUACGAUCCUAGCAGAUUGACCAUUAGUUUUGAUUGUCAAAAAAAUCAGGUGCUACCGAAAGUGCCUGAUCAGUCGGCAUACUAUAGUCGCCAACUGUACAUCUAUAAUUUUACAAUAGUAAAAGGAAACGAGACUCAGAACAUUUCCAAAGAAAAUGUUUACAUAAAUUGUUGGACUGAAAACACGCACAGAAAAUCGUCUAACGAAAUUGCAUCAGCUUUAUAUUUUUUUCUUAAAAAUUGUAACUUGGAAGGCAAAAAAGUUCUAAGAUUAAUGGGAGAUGGCUGUGGCUCUCAAAAUAAAAAUAGUACCAUAAUUGCCAUGCUCUCAUAUUGGCUAGUAAAUGAAGCUCACAGAAACCUUAAAACAAUAGAGCUGAUAUUUCCAGUGCCCGGGCACUCAUUUUUGCCCGCGGAUAGGGUAUUUGGAUUAAUAGAAAAAGAAGUAAAGAACAUGGAACAGAUAAUACACCCACAGUCCUAUAUAGAUAUAUAUGAGAAAUAUGGGCAAGUCACAAAGCUCGGUAUGGAUUGUUCUGUUUUUAAUUGGAAAGAAUUGGGAAUGAAUACACUUAAGCGGCCAGGUGAAUAUCAUUUCCAAUUUCUGCCCUGUAAACGUUUUUAUCUGAAGAGAGUUAAAAAUAACCCCCAACGAUGCUUGUUAAAAGGUGAAGUUAAUUACAAUACUGACCUAGGAGCCUACAAGUCUGUCAUUAAAAAAAAUAAAAGUUUGUACAAAGCUUCAGUUCCUUUAGUAGAAGCAGGAAAAGUCAAAGUGAGUGCACUCAAAAUUGGAGAUGUAAAGAAUUUAUUAAAAAGCCAUUUUGGUGAAAAUUGGGAAACCCAGUAUGGCGAUGAACUAAACUUUUACACAAAUAUCAUAACGAAAAAUACUGAUGAUACUGAAAAUGCAAAUGUUCUCGAUGGUGAUACGGAAAAUGAAAAUCACGAUCUUUGUAAUUAUUAUCCCGAAGAAAUUGGAUUAAGCGUUUAAUAUAUUUUUAUAUUCUCUUUUUUAUUAUUUCAACAAAAUGUUUAUAAUAUUAGAAUGUUUCUGUUUUUUUUUUAAUAAAUACUUGAAUUUCUUACUUU